AUGCUGCAAGUGAGAGGGGAGAAUUCACGUCGUUUUAAACGAACUCCAUUUGAUUAUCGCGGAUAUAGUGAAUCACAUUUUUACGGAAUACAAUCAAAAAUAAACAAUCAAUUUGCGGAAUUUAUACUUCAAACAGCAACAUUUGCAGUAAAUGUACAGCGUGAUCGAGCUUUUUACUAUAAUAUAGCAAAAACUUGCAAAUUUUUACGCCAUCAUAUCGUUGCUUUACAUUUUAUAAUAUAUACAAUAGCCGUCGUAAUACCAUCAAUUUUGGGUCUCAUUUUGGCAGUUUUUGUUUGGCGUUCACUUAUACAACAAAUUGAUGGAAUUGUUAUGGCUCCUCCAGAUGGACUGGAACUACCAUCGUUAGUGAACAAACCGCCUGGAUUCUAUGUACCGUUACAUCGACGUCCAAUAAUUUAUUUGCAACUUGCGAAAGAGAAAUGUUUCGGAAAUAAGGGUAUAUAUCGUGAAAACAUCCUGCGACGACGAAAAAGAGUAAUCCAAAAAGGAUAA
Cercopithifilaria johnstoni is the source of this 516-nucleotide messenger RNA. NCBI's taxonomy places the organism in Eukaryota, Metazoa, Nematoda, Chromadorea, Rhabditida, Onchocercidae. The record is from the annotation of a GenBank genome assembly.